GCUAACGCUUACGGAUAUCAAAGAGGAAUUAAAAGAUCCAUGAACAAAUCGUUACGUUUGAGAGAGUUCAGGAGAGUGGAGACAGAUAAUAUGGUUCAAAGAACUGUUGCUAGAAGUGACAGCGUCUUAACCUGGCCUGCUAGCUUCGUAGCGGUUAGCAAGAUGGCUCAGGAUUUAAAGUAACGAUCGUUUGAGAUGGUGUACACAAACAUUGCAUGACAAAGCAGAGCUGAUAGAAAAGCAAGGCUCUGGACUGGUGCGUUUUACAGCAAGACCUCAGAGAAAUGAAGCGUGAAACCAAACACGUUUAUGAUCACCAUUCUGUCAACCUUCUUUUUUUUUUUUUACACUGCAGGGAAAUUUAACACACUCCUUUUCUUUCCUCAUCGAUGAUUUAAAGCUCUAUCUCGCCAAAUCACCAUGGCAACUAGCCAUUUGUACUAUAUGUAUGUAUGUAUGAAUUACUACACAGUGUGAUGGCCGUUACCGUUAACGCGUGGAUGCGUGCUGCGCUGAUUCCCCUCCGAGCCUGAAGGUGUCGCUACAGCGCUGACCUUUCAUUCGUUCCUCAUGACACCGAAGAAGAAAUAAACUUUGCAGCGCGCUCACCGUGCUGCUAAUAUUUAACACAUUAAAUAAGACUUUCUGCGGAGUCAAUUCAGCUCUUUAAAAAACAUCAUGGACGUCGGUGAGCUGCUGAACUAUCAGCCCGAGCGAGGAGGCAAGCGGCCGAGGGAGGAAAGCGGCUCAGAGGAGUCUCGGGCGAAGAAGACGUCGACGAGCAGGGAGCCUCCCAGACCCGCGGUGGCGAUUCCAGAACCCGAGCCGGAAGAUCCGGAGAACAGAGAGAGGAUCUUGGAGAAGCUCAUGGACCAGGAUGAGGUGGACCCUGAGGGUGAGCCGGUGGACGAGAGCAUGGUGAAGAAAAUGAUCCUGACCUUCGAGAAGAGGUCGUACAAGAACCAGGAGCUCAGGAUUAAAUUCCCAGACAAUCCAGAGAAGUUCAUGGAGUCUGAACUGGACCUGAAUGACAUCAUCCAGGAGAUGCACGUGAUCACCACCAUCCCUGAGCUGUAUCACCUGCUGGUGGAGCUCAACGCCGUGCAUUCUCUGCUCGGCCUGCUGAGUCACGAAAACACUGAUAUCUCCAUCGCGGUGGUGGACCUGCUGCAGGAGCUCACAGACGUCGAUACGCUCAACGAGAGUGAGGAAGGAGCCGAGGUCCUCAUCGACGCCCUGCUGGAGGGCCAGGUGGUGGCGCUGAUGGUGCAGAACAUGGAGCGGCUGGACGAGACGGUGAAAGAAGAAGCGGACGGAGUUCACAACACGCUAGCCGUGGUGGAGAACAUGGCUGAGUUCAGACCGGGUCUGUGCACCGAAGCCGCUCAGCAGGGACUCAUGCAGUGGCUCCUCAAGAGGAUUAAGGCGAAGAUGCCAUUUGACGCUAACAAACUGUACUGCAGCGAGAUCCUGGCCAUCCUCCUCCAGAACAACGACGGCACCAGAGAGCUUUUGGGCGAGAUAGAUGGCAUCGAUGUGCUCCUGCAGCAGCUCUCAGUGUUCAAGAGGCACAACCCGUCCACGCCGGAGGAGCAGGAGAUGAUGGAGAACCUCUUCGAUGCUCUCUGCUCCUGCCUCAUGUUGCCGGCCAACCGCGACCGCUUCCUCAAGGGGGAGGGGCUUCAGCUGAUGAACCUCAUGCUCAGGGAGAAGAAAUUGUCUCGCACUAGCGCCCUCAAGGUCCUGGACCACGGCAUGAUCGGCCCCGAGGGCACUGAUAACUGCCACAAGUUUGUUGACAUCCUCGGCCUUCGCACGAUUUUCCCGCUGUUCAUGAAGACGCCGAAGAAGAUGAGGAAGGCCGGCGUGUCGGACAAGGAGCAUGAAGAACAUGUGUGCUCCAUCAUGGCGUCCAUGUUGAGGAACCUUAAGGGGCAGCAGAGGAGCCGCCUGCUCAGCAAGUUCACCGAGAAUGACUGUGAGAAGGUGGACAGACUGAUGGAGCUGCAUUUUAAAUACCUGGAGGCCGUUCAGCUCGCAGACAGGAGAAUUGAUGGAGAGAAGCAUGACAUGGUGCGGCGGGGCGAGAUCCUGGAUGACGCCAUGGAGGACGAGUUUUACCUGCGCCGUUUGGAUGCCGGCCUUUUUGUCCUGCAGCUGAUCUGUUACAUCAUGGUGGAGAUCAGUAGUGCAGGAAUUCCACAGCUGCAGCAGAGAGUACAUCAAAUCCUGAACCUGAGGGGCGGAUCGGUUAAGACGGUGCGCCACAUCAUGAGAGAAUACGCGGAGAGCAUCGGCGACGGCAAGAAUGAGGAGUACCGGCUGAGCGAGCAGAAACGGAUCAUGGAGCUUCUGGAGGAUUUCUGAGUCUCCGCUCGGAUCACCGAUGCCUGCCCUCUGAUUUCUCUGUAAAUAGUGCGUUUUGAUCAAUUUAUGACGUCAUGACUAAUGGCUCACAUUCAACGUGAAGCUCAACGCUGAACCGUGUUUCUGUUCUUCUUGGGUAUGAAGCACAUUUUGUAUAUGAGUCAUUUUUAAAAAAAAUACUGAACUGUGAGAACAAGACCCAAGUGGAAAGAUGUAAUUAAUUUCUCUCCGUCACGUGUAAAUGUAUCUGAGUGUUAAUCGGUAAGACUGGUGUUGGUGUGAUGCUGUAUGCUGUUCAUGUAAACAACAUCCAAGACACUCCGAUCCAUGAUCCUGGAAUAUUUACGCAGAUAACAAAACUAUUUUUUUUUUUUUUUUUUUUAAACGGUCUUCAUAUAUACGUAACGUGUGAUGAAAUGUACUGAUGUGAAUAAAAACAUCGAACGGAGA
Messenger RNA from Ictalurus furcatus (blue catfish), 2817 nucleotides. RefSeq names its product catenin, beta like 1 (gene ctnnbl1). The transcript has 17 exons. Gene Ontology annotation, cellular component: spliceosomal complex. The record is from RefSeq and is a predicted model, not a curated record. Lineage: Eukaryota; Metazoa; Chordata; Actinopteri; Siluriformes; Ictaluridae. The coding region runs from base 679 to 2367 and encodes 562 amino acids.